AUGCCUUCCACAGAAGUCGUGGGCGCCAUGCCGCCGCCAGACGGGGUUGUCCCAGACUUCUCUCUCACAAGAACCUCCGUGCAGCAGGAAUUCAUCCUCACGUAUGCCAUAACCCUGGGAAUUGCCAUUGUCCUUGUUCUGCUGCGCCUCUAUACACGGUUAUUCCUUCUCAAGUCUUUUGGACUGGACGACUGGGCUGUUAUUGCAUCUACUCUUUUCUCCAUAGCCUUCUUUGCGCUGUGCUUUGUUUCAAUGGAAUACGGGUUUGGGAGACACCUAUACAAUGUUCCUGUGGCUGCUCUGCCGACAUAUCUUAAACUGCUUAUACCCAUCGUGGUGACAUACUGCUGGGCACCAUUUAUGACCAAAUUCUCAAUUCUUAUUCUGUAUCACCGCUUGAACCCGUCACAGAACUUCCGCUAUAUGAUCUACUUCUUGAUGUUCGUCAUUACGGGCUACACCCUAGCAACUACAUUGGCAACAGCCGGCGGAUGCAAUCCGCUGAAUACAGGGAAAACCCCCUGCAUCAACAGCCUCGCUCUAUGGCAGGCAAUCCUCAACAUCCUGACAGGCUUUCUGAUGCUGUUGAUGCCAAUCCCACUCUUAUGGGCCAUUCAACUACCGCUGCUACAGAAGCUUUCUUUGGGGUUGAUUUUUGCAAUUGGCUCUGCAGCAAUGAUCACCAGUAUCGUCCGUAUCACUUACAUCAUGAAUAUCCUCGACAAGGAAGACUUCACCUGGUACGAGGCAACCGUCUGCGUUUGGCCGUAA
This is a messenger RNA of Aspergillus puulaauensis, 771 nucleotides long. RefSeq lists its product as uncharacterized. Bases 1 to 771 code for a protein of 256 amino acids. Lineage: Eukaryota; Fungi; Ascomycota; Eurotiomycetes; Eurotiales; Aspergillaceae. The transcript is spliced from 7 exons. The record is from RefSeq and is a predicted model, not a curated record.